Messenger RNA from Ilex paraguariensis (yerba mate), 934 nucleotides. The record is from the annotation of a GenBank genome assembly. Lineage: Eukaryota; Viridiplantae; Streptophyta; Magnoliopsida; Aquifoliales; Aquifoliaceae.
AUGUGGGUAAAAGUCCAACGGCACCCACUAUGUGCAGAUAGUAGCUUGUAUCCAGCCCACAGCCACAUUAGUGGGACUAACAAUGGGAAUCAAAGGACAUUUCGGCCCAAAAAAAGUGCACCAUCGGGGAGUAAGGGGGCACAGCUAAGAAAGCACAUUGAUGCCACUUUAGGUAGUGGAAACCUGAGAGAAGCUGUAAGGCUUCCCCCUGGGGAGGACAUACAUGAAUGGCUUGCUGUCAACACUGUGGAUUUCUUCAACCAGGUGAAUCUCCUCUAUGGCACCCUCACAGAGUUCUGUACGCCAGAGAACUGCCCCACGAUGACUGCAGGCCCUAAGUAUGAGUAUAGAUGGGCCGAUGGUGUACAAAUCAAGAAACCCAUAGAAGUUUCGGCUCCAAAAUAUGUGGAGUAUUUGAUGGACUGGAUUGAAUCUCAGUUGGAUGAUGAAUCCUUAUUUCCUCAAAGGCUGGGUGCACCAUUUCCUCCCAACUUCAGAGACGUUGUGAAAACAAUAUUCAAACGUCUGUUCCGUGUAUAUGCUCAUAUUUAUCACUCCCACUUUCAGAAGAUUGUGAGUCUUAAGGAGGAGGCUCAUCUAAAUACCUGCUUCAAGCAUUUUAUACUUUUUACCUGUGAGUUUGGACUGAUUGACAAGAAGGAGCUAGCUCCACUUCAAGAGCUUAUAGAAUCCAUUGUUGUUCCAUACUGAAUAGGUUUGCAUUUACUUAUACGAGCUGACUUUAUCUACGGACCCAAUAAGGUGAUGCAAGAAUAUUUUUAUUUGGUGUUCUAAGUAUGCAUACUGAUUUGAUGACAUUGCUUGAUGUUAUAAAUACUGUGUAUAAACUGAAUGUUUUUAAUUUGUCAAAAUGGUUGCACGGUAAAAAAGCCUUUGUAUCGGAAGACUUCUGGCAAAGGAAUGAAUAAUCAGC